This is a messenger RNA of Metarhizium brunneum ARSEF 3297, 1767 nucleotides long. RefSeq names its product Vacuolar protein-sorting-associated protein 36 (gene vps36). Gene Ontology annotation, molecular function: phosphatidylinositol-3-phosphate binding; ubiquitin binding. Lineage: Eukaryota; Fungi; Ascomycota; Sordariomycetes; Hypocreales; Clavicipitaceae. The record is from RefSeq and is a predicted model, not a curated record. Gene Ontology annotation, biological process: protein transport to vacuole involved in ubiquitin-dependent protein catabolic process via the multivesicular body sorting pathway. Gene Ontology annotation, cellular component: ESCRT II complex; late endosome membrane.
AUGGCAUUGGAUCUCAAGGACAUUGACCGGUAUGACUUCUAUGCCGGGUUUCUGAAGUCGUCACCCAAAAUCACCAUCUUUCCCAAGCCUUUGAAGCGGUCUUCGCUUCAUAGUCGAGCUUUAUCCAAUGCGGUAUCUCCUUCGAGAAACGAUUCCGCAUCUCCUGGGCAAAGGGACAGUGCACAUAGACCUCCACCAGAGCAUCCCCAAGUGACGACGGCCACUUGGGUCUGCACCAUUUGCAGCUUCUCUAAUCCGAUACCGGUGAAUUUUGAUCCUGCGGCAGCGAACGCACAUACGCCGCUACCGCCAUGCCUAGCUUGUGGAAUCAAGCCAACACUGGCACAUGUUCUAAAAGCAGCCAUUAACAACGCCAGCCAACGUCCAACGCCCGUAAUAAACACUUCUUCUGGCUUCAGUUCGCUCUCGAAUCGACAACAUGAAUCAGAUGCCCUUUUAGCAACAUCAACAAACCCUUUGGAUUCUUUUCAGCAAAGCCGCGGCCAAGCACUCGAGCAAAAUAGGUCGGGUUCCUCGGUCGACGCUGGGGCAUCCUUUGCGUGUCCGCGGUGCACAUUUUCAAAUCACCCGUCAUUACUUGCCUGCGAGAUUUGUGGCGCGCCCCUUUUGUCACAGAAUACCCCUAGCAUAAAAACCGAGUCGCCCACGGUUCGUACGGAGUCCCCAGGUCCUGUCCACGAGGCUCCCAGCAAUGCACCUUCAGGCAUUGACGUGGCUGACAGUAUCAAGAUUUCCUUUCGGGGUGGGGGUAUGCAGAUAUUUUAUGAGAGGCUGAAGGGAGCCAUAACACAAAGAAAAUGGUUACUACAGAAUGCUCCUCCGGUUCCCAAAAAUGGAAGGAGUGCAGACCCAAAUACUCUAGCUGGUUCAUCAGAUACAUCGACCAGUCGAACCAAGACUGCGGGUAUUGCAGGCCUGGAGCAGUUGGGUCUCAAUAUGCAUAAGAACAACGAAAUGCUGAUUGGCAGUGCGUUUGAAGAUCUGGAGGCGUUGAUGUCGUCAGCAAAGGAGGUCAUUGCUCUCGCAGAACGAUAUGCUCGCCAAACGAAUGGUGUCACUGGCGGAGCUUCAGCCGAAGAAAAUGCCAUCUUGGCAGAGUCCGCAAGCCAACUAGGCUUGGUUACUACGAAGGACAUUGUUGCCGGCGGAAGUUCUGAGUAUCUAUACAUAUCCGAACUGUCUCGGAAUCUUGCCGAGUUCCUGGCUGAUGACUCGAGAGGUGUCUUGAAACGAGCCGGAGGCAUCAUCACGCUCGUCGAUUUGUGGGCCAUGUUCAACAGAGCAAGAGGGGGUGUCGAGCUUGUCAGCCCCAUGGACUUCGAGAAAGCUGCACGUUUGUGGGAAAGUCUAAAGCUUCCAGUCCGGCUGCGAACCUUCCGCAGCGGCGUAAUGGUAGUCCAGGGCCACGAUCGUACCGACGACGCGACUAUCAAGUCGCUGCUUUCCUGGCUGCAGGAUCUACACGAAUUUCCCCCAGAGCGAGAAGUCACCUGGGAUUGGAGAGAGUUUGGACGUGGCGUUACGGCCCUGGAAACUGCGGAACGAUUCGGUUGGAGCAUUGGUGUUGCCGAGGAGGAGCUACUAAUGGCAGAAGAGCACGGCGCUCUAUGCCGAGAAGAAGGGUUGGAGGGGUUAAAGUUCUGGAAGAAUUACAUUGAUACGGGUGAUGCCCCCCCGCCAAAGAGCAAGGCCAGGCUUGAAGAUGAGGCUAUCAUAAAGGCACUGCAGGAUAGCGGAUUCAUGUAG